Messenger RNA from Fragaria vesca subsp. vesca, 1327 nucleotides. Its product is annotated as aquaporin TIP1-1-like. The coding region runs from base 69 to 833 and encodes 254 amino acids. Lineage: Eukaryota; Viridiplantae; Streptophyta; Magnoliopsida; Rosales; Rosaceae. The transcript is spliced from 3 exons. Gene Ontology annotation, molecular function: water channel activity. Gene Ontology annotation, cellular component: membrane. Gene Ontology annotation, biological process: water transport; transmembrane transport. The record is from RefSeq and is a predicted model, not a curated record.
ACUCGAGCAAAGCAGAGAUUUGGAUUCUAAAAACUUAAGCAAAAUCCAAAUUAAAUUUCGAUCUCAGAAUGCCGAUCUCUAGCAUUGCAGUGGGAAGCCCAUCUGAGUUCGGGAGCGUCGACGCUCUUAGAGCAGCUCUUGCUGAGUUCAUCUCCACCCUCAUCUUUGUUUUCGCCGGCUCCGGUUCAGGCGUAGCUUUCGCCGAGCUCACAGACAAUGGAGCUACCACACCCGCCGGCCUCGUAGCCGCAGCCAUAGCGCAUGCCUUUGCCCUUUUCGUUGCGGUUGCCAUCGCAGCAAACAUCUCCGGCGGCCAUGUCAACCCCGCUGUCACAUUCGGUGCCUUCCUUGGCGGCAACAUUACUCUCGUCAGGAGUAUCUUGUACUGGAUUGCCCAGCUUCUCGGAUCCGUUGUUGCUUGCUUGCUCCUCAAGUUUGCUACCGGUGGAAUGACCAUCUCUGCCUUCUCCCUAUCGACUGGUGUUGGAGUAUGGAACGCAGUGGUGUUCGAAAUCGUGAUGACCUUCGGUUUGGUAUACACCGUGUACGCAACCGCCCUCGACAAGAGGUCCGCCGGAAACAUCAGCAUCAUUGCACCAAUUGCCAUUGGUUUCAUUGUUGGAGCUAACAUCUUGGCCGGUGGUGCUUUUGACGGUGCUUCAAUGAACCCAGCAGUCUCAUUCGGACCCGCCGUCGUCAGCUGGUCAUGGGAAAGCCACUGGGUCUACUGGCUCGGGCCAUUCCUCGGUGCCGGCAUUGCUGCCCUCAUCUACGACUGGAUCUUCAUCGGCCCAGCCACCCACGAGCCACUACCCACCACAGACUACUCCUAAGCUACAGUCACGGUUCAACUCUCAGUCCAAGUGAUCUUGAAAUCGGUUUUUCAAUUUUAGUUCUUUUUCUGUUUCUCUGUUCAUGUUUGCCAAUCUCAUAACGAGGCAAUUUAGGAGUGCCAAUCUCAGCUGUGUAAAAAAUUCGGUGUUCAAGAUUUUCCAUUAUUAUCUAUAUACAUUUUGUCAAUGUUGAGCACAUGGAUCACUCUUUAGCCACCCUACCCUGCAAACCAAAGGACACAAUAUGCAACAUAAACACAGAGCAAGUUGGUCCUAUACCUACUUCAACAAUGUCAAAUUGAAAGCUUGGACAGUGUAGACAAUAAGAGGACAACACUGCUUGAAACUUGAAAGAGACAAAGGAUUUGGUACAGAGAAGAAGGGGCCGGGGGGAACACUAGAGACUCUCUACUAGAGAGGCAAUGAUAAUUGAAAUAAUUUGUAGUGACAAUGAGAUUCUUCUACUAUGCAAGUGUGUGUGUGUGUGUGUGUAA